This is a messenger RNA of Oryzias melastigma (Indian medaka), 5530 nucleotides long. RefSeq names its product copine-4. Lineage: Eukaryota; Metazoa; Chordata; Actinopteri; Beloniformes; Adrianichthyidae. Gene Ontology annotation, cellular component: plasma membrane. The record is from RefSeq and is a predicted model, not a curated record. Gene Ontology annotation, biological process: cellular response to calcium ion. Gene Ontology annotation, molecular function: calcium-dependent phospholipid binding.
GUGGACCGGACCGAAACCAUCCGCAGCUGCGUCAACCCCACCUACUCCAAGGUCUUCACGCUGGACUUUUACUUUGAAGAGGUGCAGCGGCUGCGUUUUGAGCUCUUCGACAUCAACAGCAGUCACAACGGGCUGAAGGAGGCUGACUUCCUGGGAUCUGUGGAGUGCACGCUGGGACAGAUCAUCUCGCAGAGGAAACUGUCCAAAGCUCUGCUCCGGCCCGGGGGGACGGUGGGGAAGGCCAUCAUCACGAUCACAGCCGAGGAGCUGACGGGCAACGACGACUACAUCGAGCUCUCCUUCAGCGCCAGGAAGCUGGACGACAAGGACUUCUUCAGCAAAUCCGACCCGUUCCUGGAGAUCUACAGGGUGAACGAUGACGCCACCAUGCAGCUGGUCUACAGAACCGAGACCGUCAUGAACAACCUCAACCCCGUCUGGAAGACCUUCAAAGUGUCCCUGAACUCGCUGUGCAGCGGAGACCACGACCGCAAGCUGCAGUGCACGGUCUGGGACUGGGACUCCAACGGGAAGCACGACUACAUCGGAGAGUUCGAAGCUUCGUUCAAAGAGAUGAAGGGAGCCAUCGACGGACGACAGGUGCAGUGGCCGUGCAUCAACCCCAAAUACAGAGUGAAGAAGAAGAACUACAGGAACUCUGGGAUCGUGAUUCUGAACCAGUGCAAGGUCAUCAAGAUGCACUCCUUCCUGGAUUACAUCAUGGGAGGCUGUCAGAUCCAGUUCACAGUCGCCAUCGACUUCACGGCGUCAAACGGAGACCCCCGGAACAGCUGCUCCCUGCACUACAUCCACCCCUACCAGCCCAACGAGUACCUGAAGGCGCUGGUGGCUGUGGGGGAGAUCUGCCAGGACUAUGACAGUGAUAAAAUGUUCCCAGCGUUUGGCUUCGGCGCUCGGAUCCCUCCUGACUUCCAGGUCUCCCAUGAUUUUGCUGUGAAUUUCAAUGAGGAUAACCCUGAGUGUGCAGGGAUCCAGGGGGUGGUGGAGGCCUACCAGGCCUGCCUCCCCAAGCUGCAGCUCUACGGCCCCACCAACAUCGCCCCCAUCAUCCAGAAGGUCGCCAAGACGGCGUCUCAGGAGGUCCACACCAAAGAGGCCAUGGGUGUCUCUCCUGGUUUCUGUUUUCUCAGCUGCCUGUCGUUCGUCGUCACCCCCACAGUGAAUAUUCCUUUCCAUUCUUUCCUCCUGCAAUACUUCAUCCUGCUGAUCCUGACGGACGGCGUCAUCACAGACAUGGCCGACACCAGGGAGGCCAUCGUCCAGGCCUCCCACCUCCCCAUGUCCAUCAUCAUCGUCGGGGUCGGGAACGCCGACUUCAGCGACAUGCAGAUGCUGGACGGCGACGACGGGAUCCUGCGCUCUCCCAAAGGGGAGCCGGUGCUGCGGGACAUCGUCCAGUUCGUCCCGUUCCGCAGCUUCAAACAUGCCUCUCCAGCGGCUCUGGCUAAGAGCGUGCUAGCAGAAGUGCCCAACCAGGUGGUUGACUACUACAACAGCAAGGGCAUCAAGCCCAAAGUGCCCAGCGAGUACCAGUCUUCCAGGCCAUUCGGCCCCUGAGUGGCGCCGAGCCGCCGCCUCUGGACCGAAACAAGUGUUUACCGUCUUCUGUUCUUCGUUAGCGCAGACGCUGAAGGUGCCGCAGAUCUUUACAGGGAGACGCUGACCUUCUGGUUCAACUCUGACCUUCUGGUUCAACUCUGACCUUCUGGUUCAACUCUGACCUUCUGGUUCAACUCUGACCUUCUGGUUCUCUUUUGACCUUCUUGUUCUCCUUUGACCUUCUGGUUGACCUUAGACCUUCUAUUGCUCCACCACAGAGGGCUUCUCAGGUCCACUCAGUUCUGAGGGACCAAGACCUUUGGUCUGUUUUAUGCAGUCUGGACAAGAAGGGGUUAAAGAGAAGCAGACGGUCAAGAGACAGAUGGUCUUCCUCAAACCUAAAUUAUGAAUCAAUCACAGGAUAGAAGUUCUAGCCUGAUCCUUGUGGAGAUCCCAGAAGACUUUGGUGCAGAGAUGUUUGUUCUUCAUCGUAAAGACGAGGAACUCAAAUCAGAUCUUGAAAUUUGUCCGUAAAAAUCUUCUGUCGGGUCCGGUGUUCUCCUCAGCAGAACAUGGGGCGGUGGUGGGCGUUGCCAGCAAGUUCAGCUGACCACACCCAAGCAGAUGACUGUGAGGCAUCUCAGGAGGGGCGUGUCUGUUCUGAGGAAGACUUAAGUCAGAACCACAACAUGAAAGACAAACAUCUUCUGCCUUCAACCCGUCCUGAUAGCUUCACCAAAAACAAACCGAGUCACAUGACCUGAGUGACGGUCACACUGUGGUUUGGGCGGUGGUCAAAGGCAGAUUCUUUGGUGGCCCAAUUGGUCAAGGAAUUUAACUUUUGGGGUUUUGUCUCUCUUUUCUGAAACAAGGAUCAGAGGAGCAAAAACCAUCAGGAUUCCAGAAAGACCUGCAGGUCCAGAGCUGCUUCUUAGGAGGACAGAAAACUGAUCUGGAUCCAAUCUCAUUUUCAGAUCCAAACGAUCUCUGGUCCUCCAGACUCCAGAAACCUUUCAGAUUUUAAAAACUCUUUAGACUAGAAAUCCUCCAAACUCUAGAAACCCUCUAGACUCCAGAAACCAUCCAGACUCCAGAAACCAUCCAGACUCCAGAAACCCUCCAGACUCCAGAAACCAUCCAGACUCCAGAAACCCUCUAGACUCCAGAAACCAUGCAGACUCCAGAAACCCUCCAGACUCCAGGUUUUGGUCAGAAUGCUGCACCUUCAGCGCCUGCCGUGCAUGCAGGCCGAGUUCUGUCAGGAGAACCCUCCACAGACCCGGGAAAAGCACACAAAUGCACCACUGACAACCCAAACGCUGCUUCCCUGCAUGACGGUGGGAGGCAGUGAGUGAAUGAAUGUAACCCCCCCCCCCCUUUUAUAGGAGCCUUUGGUUAGGCCGAUGAGCAUUUUGGGCCCCGAGCUGCCUCUGGGGCCCCUGCACCCCCGCUGCCUCUUCUGGGACGCUGCAGCAGAUGCAUGACGUGUUGUUUUGCAUGCAGAUCUCCAUGUUCUGUUUCCUGCUAUUCUGUGAGUGACGUUUACAUGCGCCCCCCCCAGUGGCGCUCCUCUACUCGCGCAUGUUCAGGUCAGUGAAAAUGUGAGUAGAUUUAAAAGCACAACCUGAAUCCUUGAGACGUUUCUAGAUGAUAGAUUCUGUGUCUAAACGGCUGGAAGUCCUCACAGUCCAACCACAGGGAAACCGGCUCCAUCAAUGCAGACCGGAACCAAAAACCCAGAUGUUAGAUCAGCUGAUGGUCCCAUUCCAAAAAAACAUACACAGACAUUCACACAGCUCUGUCUUUUUUUAAGGUUAUUUCAUCACACAUGUCAAAUGGGAUCAGAUCUCUGAUCAGAGGUUGACCGCUCUACCCCCGCGCCACAGCUGUGUUAUUGUCAUGAAUUAAAUUUUAUGUUCAAGGUUUAUCAUUUCUGUUUCAUUUUUUAAAAUGUUUCAGUUUAGCAAUAAAAACCCACGACCCUGAAAGGGACAAAGCGGACAGGAAGAUGAAUGAAAGAAUAAAAACGCACAUUAUAUACAACUUUUAUUUUUCCAUUAUUCUCUGUCGGUAAACGUUUAGGGUUGAUAUUUUUAUGUUUAUUGUAUAAAAAGAAUCAACGUUUAAAAUCUAAAGAGAAGAAGCUUCUCGUGUCGUCUUCCAGUGUUCCUGGCUGGAUGUAUUGUUGGACUAGUUUCUCUGUGGUUUGACAAAAAGAAGUAGAGGAGGAGUAAAGGUGGAGGACAGGUGGAGCACAGGUGGAGCUCAGGUGGAAGACAGGUGGAGGACAGGUGGAGCACAGGUGGAGGACAGGUGGAGCACAGGUGGAGGACAGGUGGAGGACAAAUGGGUAACAGGUGGAGGACAGGUGGAGGACAGGUGGAGGAUAGAGGGGUAACAGGUGGAGGAGAGGUGGAGUAUCUUGGUGUUAACAUGCAGUAUUGUGCGCAAAGAGAAAAGACUUGUGAUAAUAAAGUUUUCUGAAUGCUCUCAGUCUCAGUUUCUUUUAUUUAAGAAGAUCAAAGGAAAACCAAAAACAAAAAAGAAACUCACCUCCAUCAUGUGACCCCAGUUUUUCAAAAUAAAAGCCACUGCAGCUCCACACGACUGAUUCUGUCAGAAAGCUUCAUAAAGUUUAGUUUCAUAAAUGUUUAAAAGUUUGUUUGUUCAAUUCUAGUCAGGUGGUCAGUUAGCUGGUGAAGUAGUUUUGUUAUUAAUUACUUAUUUUGUUAAUUCAAUUUAAUUCAAUUCAAUUUUAUUUCUAUAGCCCUAAAAUCACAAAGAAUAUUUGCCUCAUUGGGCUUCAUGCAGGUAAUUUUACAUAAAAUAUGAACAAUAGUUAAAAACUAAGCAGACCAAAUAAAACUGGUUAAUCAGUUAACUAGCAAGCUGACCAGAUAACUCAGUCCCUUCACUUCACCCUUAAAAGAACUAUUCCACAAACCCCUCCCCCUCAAAUACCCACAGGUGGAGCAGAAGAAUUCAGAUUCAGCCUCAGUUGGUUAUUCUGUCAGUUUAGUUUUGUGUUUUUCCGUUUUCAACAAAGAUCAUUUUCAUCCAGCAGCUCCUGGUGGGAGCUUUUUUAUUUUUAUUUAUUUAUUUAUUUUUUGCUGCAGCUGCCACAACAAUACAGCUGAAACCAAGGAGGGGGGGGCUGAAAGCAGCAAUUAUCAGUGGCAGGAGGACAAAGGAGAGGAGCGAGAGGCCAACGCUGCUGUCACAGCAAGCAGGAGAAUCUGGAAGAAAACAUCUCAGCAGGAAGAUUCCCUUCAUCACCACCAUCAUCUUCAUCGCUGAAGACUCUGUCCUCCAGCUGAUGGUGUCUUCGGUGAAUCGCUUUAGCCUCGAACCAGACGGGAACAUCUCUUGUUUUCACAUUCAUCAUUCCAGGAGUCGAUCUCUGAACAUUGAGGACGAGUCCAGAACUCCUCUUUACGGCCAAGUCCGUUAUUGCUGGACACUCGGCUGUCACAGCAGGUCAGAGGAACUCGGGAAGAGUUGAUGAGGAACCAGGACGAGGGGAGAACGUGAUGACAGGAAGAAGUCUGAGAAAACAACAUAGGUUGUAUUUGAGGUGAGUUUUUCUCCAUCGAUUAAUUUAAUUGGACGAGAGCUAAGCUCCUCCUCUUUCGGGUAAAGUUGAUCUCCUUGUAACUCGUAUGUUUGGGUUCAGUUUCGUGGCAGUUUGUCUUUUGAGUUUUUGAGUCCUCAGCUAAACCGACAUGAAGACAACGUUCACACGUGUCGACAUCAGGAUCCAGAUUGUAUUUGUGAUGUCACAACAAAAACUGGGUGUGUUUGUGUACAAAAUACAGGCCUUCUUCCGUCCAUCGUUUUGUUGUUUUUCUCUACUUUGCACUUUGUCUCUUCUUAACUCCUCCCUCUUCUCAGUUCUUUUCCAUUUGGCCUGUAAUACAUUGUAAUUUAAAAACAUUUGUUUUAAUCUUUAAAGUAAACUGAACAAUAAUAU